UAUUCCGGUUGAUAAGAAUGAAAUGUUAACCUCACAAAUGAAAACCGAAAGAGGAAAAUCCACACGGGAUGCCCUUGUCAAACAAUACUUGGAUUGCCUUACAGAAGAUGAAACAAAUUUCUUACAUAAAAAGGACGAAAAUUUGGGUGGAAUGUACUGUAUUAACUACCAAGCACUAUGUGAGUCAUUAAAACAAGAAAUUUUUGAAGACAUUAUAUUAGAAAAAUACGGAAUAAUGGGCUUAAGAGUAAUGAAGGUUUUGAAUUCAAAGCAGAAGCUAAGUGAAAAAUCGAUCACUACAUUUUCUUUGAUGAGCAUGUCUGAUGUUCGGCAAAAGUUGACAGAAUUGCUUAAUGGUGGAUUUGUUCAAAUUCAGGAAGUACCCAGAUCUGCUGAUAGAGCACCUUCACGUACCUAUUACCUUUGGUACGUCGACUAUUCUAGAUGUUAUGAGAUAAUUUUAGAUAAUUAUUAUCGUACACUUGCAAACAUUCAUCAAGUCAGAUUUACUCAAGAAACAAUGGCUGCGACGUUAUUAGAAAAAAAAGAAAAUGAGGAAGCUUUGAGACAGUUGAAUAAUAAUGCUUUUAUUCAAUU
Messenger RNA from Acaulospora morrowiae, 597 nucleotides. Lineage: Eukaryota; Fungi; Glomeromycota; Glomeromycetes; Diversisporales; Acaulosporaceae. The record is from the annotation of a GenBank genome assembly.